This is a messenger RNA of Uranotaenia lowii, 1695 nucleotides long. RefSeq lists its product as uncharacterized. The record is from RefSeq and is a predicted model, not a curated record. Bases 96 to 872 code for a protein of 258 amino acids. The transcript has 2 exons. NCBI's taxonomy places the organism in Eukaryota, Metazoa, Arthropoda, Insecta, Diptera, Culicidae.
UGGUGAUCUGGGACGGUUCAGUUGAUUCUUGGACAUUGUCGCGAUCGUUUGAACUUUAGUUGAGCUGUUUCGAGAAAGAAGGAUAAAAGACUAUCAUGAGAGAAGGGAGACUAGUUUGGUCGGUAGGGAUAAUAAGCUUGCUCCUAGUGCUCUGUUCGGUAGAGCCAGUUUUUGGGAAGCGAGCGUUCGCUAUUCGGAUGCGUAGCAAGAGUAAUGGCAAUAGUGGCGCAGGAUUGUCUAGAUAUUCGAGAAAGAAUUACCAUCAAGCUCACGUACCGGACCAUGUCAGCGGUGGGAUGGUUAGGAAUCCUCCGGUUCCGGAUGUACAGGCUGGUAGACCAGCUGGUUGGUCCGGAGAUGUUGGAGGCCCAAUUGGACCUCCACCGGCAUAUCCAGGAUUAAGCCACCAUGCAGUUCCUGCCGGAGGAGCUCCUCCGUCCUACGCUCGGGUAAAUCCGCCAAGCUACGCAGAAGCUAUGGGAUACCAUAGCCAUGGUCUUAACAAUCACGGAUCGGCAGGUAUCCCGGCCAGACAUUACGACUACAAUACUAACUACAACAACCUCCACAGCAUCUACAAUGACAACAAUAUUGGAAGUUACGGAUCCAGCUACGGGUACCAUCGAGGAUCGAAUCCGUUCAGCAUGGGUAACAUCCUCACCGGAGUGGCGCUUUGGCAUGUUGGUCACGGCUUGGCACAUUCCGGUCAUCAUCAUCAUCAUGAGCAUUACCCCAGCUACUAUCAGCAUGACAAAGUUGAAGACACCACAGGAUCAACAUUACCACCGGAAAUCGAAAACCCUCACAUCCAAGUUAAUGCCGAUUUUGAUUUCGGCCCAACUCCAGCCUCAACUGUGGAACCACCAGCCUAGUUCUCGAUUCCCUAGCCCUGGACAUCCCUAGCCGGGAGCUCAUCUCACCAAACGUAAUCGUGUGACUUCUGUUGUACUAUAAAUGUUCCCCGCCUUAUCGCUCCUAUCGCUUGCUCUGUGUAAAGUCGCACGAUCAUAUUUAUACCACUAGAGGUAAAACAAAAAACCAGGAGGACUCGGAUCGAAUCCACAGACUGAAGUAUUAAGUGAAGUGACUCAAAUGAACUCAAAGUUGAUCCUGCUGGUGAUGAUCGUUACGCCGACCGUCCUGCCUAUCUCAGCAUUACAGUCCAGUCCAAAGUUAAUCCUUCCUAUACCGAAUGCCGUUUAUCGAGAUCAAAAACUUCAAAGAUUCUUCAGAACAAGCGCACCACCGACGGCCCCAUUAUUUUCCUUAAAACAUGAUCGAAACAUCUGCCGAGGUCGUCACUUUACCGUUCCCCUAAUGGACAACAGUAACGUCUUCAAAGGUGACAACAGAAAAGCCUGUGCUUGCAAAAAUCCCAACAAAAAUCAACCGGCCGGUCGGCCCACUUCGAAUCAUCGUCCAGUGGCAGUGAUAAACGGAGGUGAAUAGCAUAAUCAGUAGUGUUGUAUUAUUAUUAUUGUACCAUUGUCGACGAGAUUGCUCCCAAUGGCGUGACAUAUUGGCCACCGGAAAUCAAGAGGAUCUCGAAAAUAGCUGCUACUAAGUGAACAGACCAGUGAAUACCAUGAACUACGAGUAUAUACAAUUGGGGAGGCACGUAAUCAGAAGAAUUUGUGCCACAUGUGUGGUGAAUUAAAUAACGUUCACUUGUGUUAAUAAAAAUUCCAAAAAGCA